UUUCCCUUCGCUCAAACCCCUCUCUCUAUAAUCAUAAACCCCUGAGAGAGAGUGUUUGUCUACUUCUUCCUCCUCUUAACAAAAAUCUCAGAUCCAAGCCUCUAGUAACCCUAACUAUGGCUUUGUUGGUGGAGAAGACCACUAGCGGCCGUGAGUACAAGGUCAAGGACAUGUCUCAGGCCGACUUCGGUCGCCUCGAGAUUGAAUUAGCCGAGGUUGAAAUGCCUGGUCUAAUGGCUUGCAGAGCCGAGUUUGGCCCUGCUCAGCCUUUCAAGGGCGCUAAAAUCACCGGCUCCCUUCACAUGACCAUUCAGACCGCUGUACUCAUCGAGACCCUCACUGCCUUGGGCGCCGAGGUCCGCUGGUGCUCUUGCAAUAUUUUCAGCACUCAGGACCACGCCGCCGCCGCCAUAGCUCGUGACUCCGCCUCUGUAUUCGCCUGGAAGGGUGAGACCCUCCAGGAGUACUGGUGGUGUACCGAGCGCGCUCUUGACUGGGGUCCCGGCGGUGGCCCAGAUCUGAUCGUGGAUGAUGGUGGUGAUGCUACACUUUUGAUCCAUGAGGGUGUUAAGGCUGAGGAGAUUUAUGAGAAGACUGGGCAGCUUCCUGAUCCGUCUUCAACCGAUAAUGCUGAGUUUCAGAUUGUUUUGACGAUUAUUAGGGAUGGGUUGAAGACAGAUCCCAAGAAGUAUCACAAGAUGAAGGAAAGAUUGGUGGGUGUUUCUGAGGAGACUACCACUGGAGUUAAGAGGUUGUACCAGAUGCAAGCUAAUGGAACUUUGUUGUUCUCUGCUAUUAACGUUAAUGAUUCUGUCACCAAGAGCAAGUUUGAUAACUUGUAUGGUUGCCGCCACUCUCUCCCUGAUGGUUUGAUGAGGGCUACUGAUGUCAUGAUUGCUGGCAAGGUUGCUGUUGUCUGUGGUUACGGUGAUGUGGGCAAGGGCUGUGCUGCCGCCUUGAAGCAGGCUGGAGCUCGUGUGAUUGUGACUGAGAUUGAUCCCAUUUGUGCCCUUCAGGCUCUUAUGGAAGGUCUCCAAGUCUUGGCCCUUGAAGAUGUUGUUUCUGAGGCUGACAUCUUUGUCACCACCACUGGUAACAAGGACAUCAUCAUGGUUGAUCACAUGAGGAAGAUGAAGAACAAUGCCAUUGUUUGCAACAUUGGUCACUUCGAUAAUGAAAUUGAUAUGCAUGGACUUGAGACCUACCCUGGUGUAAAGCGCAUCACCAUCAAGCCCCAGACUGAUAGGUGGGUGUUCCCUGAGACCAACUCAGGCAUCAUUGUGUUGGCUGAGGGGCGUCUCAUGAAUUUGGGUUGUGCCACUGGUCACCCCAGCUUCGUGAUGUCAUGCUCUUUCACCAAUCAAGUGAUUGCGCAGCUCGAGUUGUGGAGGGAGAAGGGAACUGGCAAAUAUGAGAAGAAGGUCUAUGUUUUACCCAAGCACCUUGAUGAGAAGGUUGCUGCUCUUCACCUUGGGAAGCUUGGAGCUCACCUCACUAAACUCACCAAGGAGCAGGCUGACUACAUCAGCGUGCCCAUAGAGGGUCCUUACAAGCCACCUCACUACAGGUAUUAAGACGGGACAAAGAGAGAGAAAAACAAUAUAUUGGGAGGGCUUGAUUGUUUUUUACAAUUUGAAGAUGACUUGUGGUAGAAUGUUAGGCUUUUUAUUUUUGUAGGAUUUGUGUUUUGGUGGGGAAAAGUAGGGAGGAAAGAAAUGGAUUGGUCUCUAUUGAAGAAGACCACAUGGGAUUGAAUAAGGUAAUGGAUGGGGUUGCGUGGGAUGUGUAUUGUAAACUGCUGCCUUUCGAGCUCUGUUGCAGCUGGUUAUCAAAUUUAUUCACCAAAAAAGAGGAUGAAAAGAGAGAUUAAAUAUCAUUUGCAAUUUCUUUUUGAA
Molecule: messenger RNA, 1895 nt
Organism: Hevea brasiliensis (rubber tree)
Lineage: Eukaryota; Viridiplantae; Streptophyta; Magnoliopsida; Malpighiales; Euphorbiaceae
Product: adenosylhomocysteinase
Exons: 2
Coding region: 117-1574 (485 amino acids)
Biological process (GO): L-methionine cycle
Cellular component (GO): cytosol
Molecular function (GO): adenosylhomocysteinase activity
Source: RefSeq, a predicted model, not a curated record